Molecule: messenger RNA, 2562 nt
Organism: Petromyzon marinus (sea lamprey)
Lineage: Eukaryota; Metazoa; Chordata; Hyperoartia; Petromyzontiformes; Petromyzontidae
Source: RefSeq, a predicted model, not a curated record
CCCCCGCCCGCCGCUUGCCGCGCGGGGCGAUGGGAACGCGGCUCCCGUUCUAAUUCAUAAAAUGGCGGCAACGUCGUCGCAGGAGACGAACAGCGACGAUGAAUUCGAGGUGGAGGCCAUCCUGGACUGGCGAGUGCGGCGUGGCCGCGCCGAGUACCUGGUGAAGUGGAGCGGCUACGGUGCAGAAGAGAACACGUGGGAGCCUCCCGAGAACCUGGCUAACUGCCCCGAGCUGCUGAGCAACUUCAGGGCGCGCACGCCGCAGCUGUCGAGCCCCGUGCGCAGCCGCCACGGCACGCCGCAGGGGACCCCGCGACGCAGGCCCCAGCUCCCCGAUAGCCCCCCCGGGUCGCCAACCGCACGUCCACCCAUCAAGGAGCUGCCGGGCAAACAGGUGGAGCAAGAAGCAGAGCUCAACCACGCCGGGGACACCAGCGCAGCGCUUGACACGCGCACACACAACGGCACGCAGGAGGAUUCCUGCGAGGAUGGGGGCGUGACACAAGAUGAGAUGGCGCAAGAAGACAGGGCCCAGGCGGUACCAGCACAGGACAGCGACAUCGACGCAGACGUGGAGGAUGGGAGUAGUAGGCUGUUGGACCCCAGCGGCCUGCAGCGCUCGAGCUCGCGGAGGCGGCGCCGCAUGAAGCCCGUGCGGCAAGACACAACGGAGAGCGAGGACGACGCCAGCGCCGUGGUGAAGCGCCCGCGCUGGAGCCUGCGCCUGAGUCCGCACCGCGAGGGGAGACCGUCAGCCGAGGAGAGCACGUCAAGGGUGCGGCCCCUCUGCGUGGCCCACCCGGGAACGGCCGAUGCCUGCGAUGGGCCCAGCGAGGCCCAGGGUGCCGACAAGGUGGCGGCGUCGUCACAGGUCGUGGGUGGCCGGCGCAAGCGCUGGGCGCUCCCGGCCGCAUGCACCGUGGGCAUUGCACUGCUGCUCCUGCUGGUAGUGUACGGUGUUCUGCAGCGCGAUGGGUAGAGCACUUGUAUUGAGAGUACGGGCGCGACCUUGUCUCCCCCGAAAGCGCCGUCAGGGUGCGUUCAUUGUCAUUGUUCUCGUCUUGUUUCUCGAUGGCCUCUUAAGUGUUGGAUGCACUCUACUCAGAGGGGAAAUUCUCUCUGAAACCGCAUUUGUAUUUUCCGUGUGUGUAACCGUACACCUUGUGCAUCCGGGUCUGUGCCCCCUCCUGUGCCUGACUGCAGGUUUUAUAUAUUUUCCGCCUUUUUUUAUUUUAUGUUACCAGGAGAAGUAUCAGCCGAGGCUUUGUCAGUUUUCUGGAAUUGUCAAAUAGCCCAAUUGCAAAAGUCUGAUUGCAGUUUUUGCAAUCUUAAAUUCGUGGCAGACCACACCAACUGUUAACGUUGACCGAAAAUGCACAAGCGUUUGCCGUAUGUUGCACUUUUGGGCAACUUCAUGUGAAAUGUUGAGAUUUCCUCAGCAUUUGACUUCAAUUGAGAGAACACAGAAAACAUGCCCCCCCCCCCUUCAAAACCACUGCAGGACUGUCUGUGCAACAGAGCGCCUCAGUGAUAGCCCUGAGCUCUUGGACUGGCGUGAAUACCAAAAUGUACAAAUGCUCGGAUUUAUGAGAAUAUCACGAGGGUAGAAAGUGCGUUGGCUUUUUUUGCAAGCAGUGUCGAUUCGUUCAGUGCGAAUGAUUUUAAGGUGGCUUCUGACGGGCGCUGCGCGCUACAUGUGAUCAGUUCCACCGUGAAGGGCAGCAACUGGUCCAAGAGGCCAGGAAUUAGGUUAAUGUGCAACACGCACCAUGCACACAAAUGUCGCGGUUUAUUGUCGAUCAUGAAGAAAUGUAAUAGCUCCCCCCGGACGUGUUUCCGGGGUUAUGUGCUGUUGAGCAUGAUGUCCAACGUUUUUCUCCGUGUGUUUGGAGCUUCGGAAAGUGAAAUGAACAGUUCGCUUGCCCUCCCCCAAUCUCAUGCUGAACAACAGCGCAUUGGGGCUGUACAGGCAUUGGGCUGUACAGCGCAUUGGGGCUGUACAGCGCAUUGGGGCUGUACAGCGCAUUGGGCUGUACAGCGCAUUGGGGCUGUACAGCGCAUUGGGGCUGUACAGCGCAUUGGGGCUGUACAGCGCAUUGGGGCUGUACAGCGCAUUGGGGCUGUACAGCGCAUUGGGGCUGUACAGCGCAUUGGGGCUGUACAGCGCAUUGGGGCUGUACAGCGCAUUGGGGCUGUACAGCGCAUUGGGGCUGUACAGCGCAUUGGGGCUGUACAGCGCAUUGGGGCUGUACAGCGCAUUGGGGCUGUACAGCGCAUUGGGGCUGUACAGCGCAUUGGGGCUGUACAGCGCAUUGGGGCUGUACAGCGCAUUGGGGCUGUACAGCGCAUUGGGGCUGUACAGCGCAUUGGGGCUGUACAGCGCAUUGGGGCUGUACAGCGCAUUGGGGCUGUACAGCGCAUUGGGGCUGUACAGCGCAUUGGGGCUGUACAGCGCAUUGGGGCUGUACAGCGCAUUGGGGCUGUACAGCGCAUUGGGGCUGUACAGCGCAUUGGGGCUGUACAGCGCAUUGGGGCUGUACAGCGCAUUGGGGCUGUACAGCG